Gorilla gorilla gorilla (western lowland gorilla) is the source of this 2070-nucleotide messenger RNA. RefSeq names its product lymphocyte antigen 6 family member G6F. The record is from RefSeq and is a predicted model, not a curated record. Gene Ontology annotation, molecular function: acetylcholine receptor inhibitor activity. Gene Ontology annotation, cellular component: external side of plasma membrane. The coding region runs from base 84 to 1232 and encodes 382 amino acids. The transcript has 6 exons. Lineage: Eukaryota; Metazoa; Chordata; Mammalia; Primates; Hominidae. Gene Ontology annotation, biological process: acetylcholine receptor signaling pathway.
GCGAGUGUGGGCCUUUAUCUGGACUCUGCUUCCUCCCUGGGGACACCAGGUCUUGGAGCAAGAGAACUUGGCAGGCUCUCCCCAUGGCAGUCUUAUUCCUCCUCCUGUUCCUAUGUGGAACUCCCCAGGCUGCAGACAACAUGCAGGCCAUCUAUGUGGCCUUGGGGGAGGCAGUAGAGCUGCCAUGUCCCUCACCACCUACUCUACAUGGGGACGAACACCUGUCAUGGUUCCGCAGCCCUGCAGCAGGCUCCUUCACCACCCUGGUAGCCCAAGUCCAAGUGGGCAGGCCAGCCCCAGACCCUGGAAAACCAGGAAGGGAAUCCAGGCUCAGACUGCUGGGGAACUAUUCUUUGUGGUUGGAGGGAUCCAAGGAGGAAGAUGCCGGGCGGUACUGGUGCGCUGUGCUAGGUCAGCACCACAACUACCAGAACUGGAAGGUGUACGACGUCUUGGUGCUCAAAGGAUCCCAGUUAUCUGCAAGGGCUGCAGAUGGAUCCCCCUGCAAUGUCCUCCUGUGCUCUGUGGUCCCCAGCAGACGCAUGGACUCUGUGACCUGGCAGGAAGGGAAGGGUCCCGUGAGGGGCCGUGUUCAGUCCUUCUGGGGCAGUGAGGCUGCCCUGCUCUUGGUGUGUCCCGGGGAGGGGCUUUCUGAGCCCAGGAGCCGAAGACCAAGAAUCAUCCGCUGCCUCAUGACUCACAACAAAGGGGUCAGCUUUAGCCUGGCAGCCUCCAUCGAUGCUUCUCCUGCCCUCUGUGCCCCUUCCACGGGCUGGGACAUGCCUUGGAUUCUGAUGCUGCUGCUCACAAUGGGCCAGGGAGUUGUCAUCCUGGCCCUCAGCAUCGUGCUCUGGAGGCAGAGGGUCCGUGGGGCUCCAGGCAGAGGAAACCGAAUGCGGUGCUACAACUGUGGUGGAAGCCCCAGCAGUUCUUGCAAAGAGGCCGUGACCACCUGUGGCAAGGGCAGACCCCAGCCAGGCCUGGAACAGAUCAAGCUACCUGGAAACCCCCCAGUGACCUUGAUUCACCAACAUCCAGCUUGCGUCGCAACCCAUCAUUGCAAUCAAGUGGAGACAGAGUCGGUGGGAGACGUGACUUAUCCAGCCCACAAGGACUGCUACCUGGGAGACCUGUGCAACAGCGCCGUGGCAAGCCAUGUGGCCCCUGCAGGCAUUUUGGCUGCAGCAGCUACCGCCGUGACCUGUCUCUUGCCAGGACUGUGGAGCGGAUAGGGGGAGUAGGAGUAGAGAAGGGAACAAGGGAGCAAGGGAACAAGGGACAUCUGAACAUCUAAUGUGAGAAGACAAGCAUCCUUCUGUGAGUCAUUAAAAUCUAUGAACCACUCUACAGCUGACUGGAAAAUUGCAUCUAUCUUUGGUUGAUGGGAGAACUAAAAGGGUAAUAUGGGGCAUCCAGGUUCUAGUUUGGGGGUUACCAAGCAACAGCGGGCUUAAUUACAGUGGUGCACUCCUUAACCAACUAAACCCCAAAGGACAAUGGCUUAUCUGCCUUCUGUGGCUCCUGGAUCCUGUUGCUGGCUUGAAUCUUCCUUAGCAAUGAGAUUCACUGAGUGGGGUUGCCAGGGUUUUGUGAGCCUGAGUCUGGGUUUGCUCCCCUAUUUCCCAUUUGCAAGUUGGCUCCCAAUAGGACUAUUUCGAAUUGAGAAAAGAAAUGUAAAAACUGUGAUAGGUAAAAACUGCUUGGUGCCCUACUUACUAACUAGGCUAGGUGAGGCCUUUGACUCUAACCUGAGAGAAACUGAAGAAACAGGGUCUCAGGCCCCAUCUCCAUGUGCCUCUCCUAUCCUUUCUGGAGAGCCCUCAAGCCAGGCCGCACCUUCUUCUUGGCAUUACAUCAUGGGUGUGGCCUAAAUUUAGGAUAUGAGUUGUUGUGUGCCACCUGGAGACACUGGAAGGGAGGAUGAAGACCUGAAAAACCUGUUUCUCCAUUUUCCCCAGCCCAGCCUCCCAGGGAACCUCCCUGAAGGAUUCCUGUGUAAGGGAGGGAGAUUGAGAGUAUUAUUUCCUGGGAGGUGACCUGACCCUUAGGUCUUCUUAUAAUAAAUGUACA